AGAUGGAGAGAGAGAGAGAGGGAGAGAGUGUAUAACUUUGGGAAACAUUGGAAGAGGCAGCAUCGGGAACAAACUUUUCUCUCUUGGCUGCUUGCUUUUGGACUUUUCACAUUUCAUCAGAGACUUGAGUGUUGACAGAGCGGAAAAACAAGAUGAUCAUGUGUUUGCUUUUAGUUUCACAAUCUUUUCUCUGUUUUUGUGAUCAACAGAACUAGUUUUUGCUUAGUCUUCUUUGCUGAUUAUUGCUCCUCUGUCUGAGCUUUGAAGAAAAUCCUUCCAAACUUUGCUGCAGCUCUUUCAGGGGUGUGAAGCUGGACUGAAGAGCACACACAUACACACUCUUUAACACACACCUGUUGUCGCUAAGGAUUCCCUGGGAGUGCUGUCAUGGGCUUCUGCGUCACUCUUGCUUGAGGGAAUCUGUGCGUCGGUGCAGCUGUUAUCUGGCCGUGGCCUCUUGUGAAUGUUACAGUAGAAGUUGGCCAGCCAGGCGAGGGGUAAGAUGUCAACGUACUACCCGCGCACCAAGGACCUGACUCGCACCAGGAAGUCACUGACAGAGUCACCGCCGUCCUCUCCGUCCCCCACAGACAAAAACUACAGACAUGAAAGAUUGUCAAGGUAUGACUCCAGUGGUGAGAGUGCAACAGACAAACCACUGGGCCGCACCAGCUCUUACUCACGGAGAGAGACUAGGCUGGGUGCUUUGAACAGACAGGAGCAAGACGCCACCACCAAAGACUAUAAGAAGAUGUAUGCAGAAGCUUUGCAUGAGAAUGAGAGGCUCAAAUCCAGGUUGCAGGACAGUAAACAAGAACUUGUCAAGAUACGCUCCCAGCUGGAGAAAGUUACCCAGAGGCAAGACAGAAUGUCAGAGAGAUCUUCAGCACUUGUUUCGGAGAAAAGGGAAAAACAAGCUCUUGAGAAAAGAGUGUCAAACAUGGAGGAUGACUUAAAGCAGGACGCCCCAAUGCGGUUCCGCUGUGGGUACCAGCCCUGAGAGCAGGCUGUCUCAGGGGGAGGGGGGAUGAUCUUAACAGAGCUCAAGUCAGACAACCAGAGGCUAAAGGAUGAGAACGGGGCUCUCAUCCGCGUCAUCAGCAAACUGUCCAAAUGAAAACAUGUCUGAAGCUCCUGUUCUGUGUUUGUGGAUACUCAAUCCCUGAUAUGAACAUUUUAAGUACCCGUGAUGUGACUCCUGUCAUGUGAGCUACAGUGACUGCCUGAUUUAAAUUCCUUUUGGGACUCGUAAACACCUAAGGAGAAGUGUUUAGAUGUUUCAGGCAAAUUUGAGUCACUGCGUUGACAGAGUUACAACAGUUUGAACUUAAAUAUGUUACAUCGUAAGGUUCUUCACAUGAACGAAACAGGGACCAAUAAUACUGUUUAAAUGAGGCCCAGUUGACCAAAUCCAGGGGGUUUGCAUGAAGGUAUUGUUUAUAAUAUUAUUAUACAUAAUCAUCACACUGAGACUUCACGUUUGCUGAGACAUCAUGCACUGCAGAAAAUUAUUUUAAUAGUUUUUCCUAGUUGUGAAAAGGUGAGAAGCUUAUUACGUCGGUCAUUUCUUGUCAUAGCACUUGCCGGUAUGUCAAUUUUUUGGCAUGACAAUAGAUUCAAAGUCUUUCUAAAGUUAACCAAUUCAUUAAUGUAUUCUUAAUAUAUGCCUGUGCAGGUCACUUAAAGGUCACAUUUUAUGCAAAAUACACUUCACCAUGUUUUCCUAACACUAAUAUGUGCCUCUAUUUUCCUAUAAACCCCCCAUUACGAGAAAAGUCCAUCCUCUCCGUCUUUGGCCGGCUUCACUUUUCAGAAAAUUUGUUCUCAAACAGACUGUUUGGAAAAUGUUUCUUCAUGACAUCACAAAGGGCAGUAACGCCCCCAGGUGGGUGACACUCCCAAAGCUAGGUGUUUGUUCUGCCCUCUGAGUCUGCCUUCUCAUCCUCCAUUUGCAUUUAAAGCUACAGACACAGAAACACCGUGUUGUGAGCAGGGCUGAAUUAGAGAGGUUUAUAGUCAUGCUAAAAUACAGAUUAGAGUGGAUUUAUAACGGGAAACUUCACAGACAUGUUUAAGGGAGACUUAUUUAAACUGGUUGAAAAGGAGGAUAAUACGUGACCUUUAAGGGCACCUGAGUAGCAACAAACAUGGAAGCUGCUAUGAGGUGUACUUUUCAUCGCAAUGUUUUGUUCCUGACUAGAGAAAAAUCUUCAGCCUCUACCACACAUUUUAAAGCCUUCAGCUGUUUUCACAAAUUACAUUUUUACUUCAUUAUAACCAUAAAAUAUGCCUCAGGUUUGUUAGUGAGCUGUUCCCACUCACUCCCCUGAACAUUUAUUCAAUUUGAUGCAAAAUUCUAAAAUGUUUUUUUUAUCCAAAUCAAUAGAAAAAACAUCCAUAUUAUUUUUAAGCUGCCCAAGUGAGAGAGCCCUGGGAUAAUUCUUAUGUAUUACAUAAAUGAAGCAAUUUGCAAAACAUUUCCAGCUGUUUUUUUCUAUAUUCCACUCAAGUCUUGAUGACUUCUAAAAUUGCCUUCUUUUUAAAUAAAUGUAUGUUAUAUAUGAUGUCCUCUGUGUAUUUGGUAGCUAAAGAGGACCACAUAUUAGCCCGAAAAGCCAGGGCCAAGGUUAUGCACUUCAAUCGUACACAUAGUCAGUGCUGCUCUUAGGCAUCACUAGAAGAAUGUCAUGUAAUUUAGUGUUAGCUGGAUUCUCUUUAUUAAUUGUUUGGGUAGCUUCCGCAGCCAUUCUUCGGUCUCUUUAGAUUUUUUUUAUCAACUGACCAAGCUUCAAAAACGAAACGACGACAGAGGAGGCCAUCUGUGAGUGUGUGUGUGGGUGUGUGUGUGGGAAAGGAAAUACCUGUGUUAUGUUGUAUUAAAGAGAUCUAUUUAUUUAUUUAUGCAUUUCUUAGUUAAAAAUCUUUAUACUUAGAUAUAUUUCCUUUCAUGCAUAUUUGUUUUUGAACUGUUGUCAAUCUUUCUUUUAGGUGACGAAAACACAAAUGCCAAAAUCAUCCACAAAUAGAUCGCUGCUGACAUCUUAUCCUGUACAAUAUUGUGUGAUCUUAUUAAGCACAAUCCAAUGUUUUAUGAAAUACCCUGUUGCUGGCCCUUUACAUUACAAAUGGUGCAGAUUACUUUGGUGUUAAGCUACUACAGCCACUCAAUUAAAUCCUAACUUCAUUAAACCUAUCAGCUUUCUGUUCAGAUCCUUUUCAAGACCCCAUGUAGCCUACAUUAAAUUCAUUGUGCAUUGUGUUGCAUUUAAUAGAAAUCAUUCGACAAAAUAACUUGUCAUGAUAUAUCAGAAAAUAAAUCCAUGGAGCCUUAUGGAGGUUCUUUAUGAAGCUAGAGGAGUGCCCUCAACUGUACUAUAGUCCUCAUUUCAAUAUGUUCCACUUUUCUACUUUUGUUUCUUGAACUUGGAUGAAACCUUAAGAUGGCUAAUUUGCUCCAUAUUUUUUCCAUUAUAUUUUUACUUCUCCUCCUGGUUCCUUUUUUGUGUGUGCAUUACCAUGGUGUCUUGAAAGCCUGUUUUUGGCAGGGCACAUUUCUUUUUUAAAUGCGUGACACAAUGAUCUAAGUAAUUUAAUUAAUCAAACAAUCUAUCUAAUCCACAAAGAAUUAGACGGAUAAAUGUAUCUCUAGAACAAAAUGUGCUUUUUUCUGUAUCUUAUCUUAUUGGAUGCAUUAGACAAAAAAAAUAAUUUGGCUGUAGAUUUAAUAAGUGAUAAACGGUGUGAUGGGAAUGAUUUUGGCAUUUGUCUUUUCUUCACUUACAGGAUGAAAUGUUCCUAUUGUUUUAUGUGUUUCUUUGAAGAUGUGAUGCUUCUGGAGUCCAAACAGAGCAGCGUGCUGUAACAUCAGUGUUAUAUUUGGUCACAUUUACACUAAAGAUAGAACACAUUGUAUGCUGCAGAAAUCUUGAACUAUGCAAUAUAUUGUUUUGAACUGUGCUGAUGAUAGCUUAAUACACAUACAGCGGUUUACUCACUUUGCUUAAUAAACUGUAAAGGAAAGAUAA
Molecule: messenger RNA, 4025 nt
Organism: Labrus bergylta (ballan wrasse)
Lineage: Eukaryota; Metazoa; Chordata; Actinopteri; Labriformes; Labridae
Product: protein phosphatase 1 regulatory subunit 12B
Cellular component (GO): cytoplasm; A band; Z disc
Molecular function (GO): phosphatase regulator activity; enzyme inhibitor activity; protein kinase binding
Source: RefSeq, a predicted model, not a curated record